This is a messenger RNA of Echinococcus granulosus, 477 nucleotides long. Its product is annotated as Calmodulin. The transcript is spliced from 3 exons. Gene Ontology annotation, cellular component: myosin II complex. Bases 1 to 477 code for a protein of 158 amino acids. Lineage: Eukaryota; Metazoa; Platyhelminthes; Cestoda; Cyclophyllidea; Taeniidae. The record is from RefSeq and is a predicted model, not a curated record. Gene Ontology annotation, molecular function: calcium ion binding.
AUGACGGAGUCCAUGACUGUCGAGGAAAGGAAUCGCUGCAUAACAGCCUUUCAACAAUUUUCCUGGCUUAAAAAUGGCAAGAUCCGAGUAAAAAAACUAGCCCGGGUUAUGCGAAGAGCCGGAUUUGCACCCACAGAUGAGGAAUUGGAGAAGGUCUUUCAAAGUUGCCGAGGUCAGGCAAAUAUCACUGAGAAGAUGUUUUUGAUACUCAUGGAAGAGUAUAAAUCCGAUCUCCAAAUCACUCAGGAUCUGCACGAGGCAUUUCGACUCUUUGAUGAAAGCGGAGAAGGCUACUUUACGAUUAGCAAAUUACGAGACCUGCUGAUAGCAGGCGACGAAACUCUGACCGAGGAGGAUGUUGAGGCGCUUUGCAGUCAAGCGGACUCUAAUGGUGACGGGAAAGUCUGCUUUAGUGGUAAAUACUAUUUAUCUUACUCCUUUACGGCCUGUCUAGCAGAUUUAAUGCAAGCUAUGUGA